AUGGCGUUGGCGACUUGUCAUACGCUGCCUUAUGGCCGCAAUACUCUUGAGCCAUCAGAUGCUCUACUUCGAACCCUUUCUUCGGCUCCUGAAACUGGAUCUGCAAUGGUACAGAGUAGAAUCUUCUCUUCCUGGGUGUCAUCCCUUUUCUGGUUCAUACAGUUACUCUGGCAUUCAGAGCAAAUGGCACCAACAUACCCAUUCUAUGGCACAUGGGCAAUUUGUUUAAUUGCAGAAGGCAUACUUCUUUGCGUUUCCUUAAAAACACCCAUUCUACAUGCUAGCUCUGAAUUCUUCAUUCUAGCUUUCCGGUCAUCUGCCCUGGUUGCGCUCUUGCUAUCUACUGUUGGUUUGCAUUUCCUCCGAACUAAAAAGAAAGUUCUCGAUGAAGAAAUUAGACCACUUUUAGCGACCCAGGAUAGUAUCAACGGCGAAGCAUACGGCUCCUGCAACUCACAGAUGAACCAGCAACCCCAGCCUGACGCGGGCGAAACAUCCAAAAUAAGCAACCAGGAAGAAAGCGGUAGUAAUAAUAAAUCUACUCCUAUAAGUGAUCCAAAAAGUCUCUGGGCAAUUCUAGCCUUCUUGAAAACUCUUUUUCCGUUCUUUUGGCCUUCAGGGAAGCCCGGUUACCAGCUACUUUACGCUGGAAUUGGACUCUGUUUACUCGUGGAACGUGUCAUGAACAUAAUGAUUCCAUUGCAGCUUGGAUUAAUCACAAACCUCCUAUCAAAGUCGAAUGGAGUUGUUCCUUGGAAGGAAAUAGUAAUAUUCGUUUUCCUUCGUUUGCUCAACUCCAGCGGUGGCUUAUCAGCACUGAGGACUCUCAUGUGGAUGCCACUUGAAGAUCUCUCCUAUGAGAAAGUGAGCACAACGGCAUUCAAUCAUACCAUGUCCCUUUCAUGUGAUUUCCAUGAUGGCAAAAGCUCUGGGGCUGUGUGGCAGACCAUCGCUCGUGGCCAGUAUAUCAAAGAUGUCGUCAAUCACAUCUGUUUUUUUGUGAUUCCUACCAUUGUUGAUUUAGCAUUGGCUGUCAGUAUCCUCUACUACCUAUUUGAUGCCUAUAUGGCUUUAGUUACAGCGGCCGUCACGGUAAUGUUUUUAUGGACAUCUGGCCAGGUUGUUGACCGACAGAAGCGAAAGCGAAAGUCUUAUGUUGAAACACGAUCGAAGGAAUUUACUAUACUUUGUGAAUCAACCGACAAUUGGAAAACAGUUUCGUAUUUCAAUCGAAUACCUUAUGAAAACUCUCGAUAUCGUUCAGCUGUCAGCAACCAUUUGAAAUCACGAGUGGCUUAUAGAUUCUGGGAUAGUAUGGAGAACACGGUUCAGUCAUUGGUUCUUCUAUUAGGACUGAUGGCCGCCUGCUUUAUUGCUGCGUAUGAAGUAGCUUCCGGGGCUCAACCAAUUGGGAGCUUCGUAAUGUUGCUCAGCUACUGGGCUCAAUUAUCUGCCCCACUUCAGUCACUUGCGAAUGGAUUUGGUGUUAUUGUAAGAGACAUGGUCGAUGCUGAGGAACUACUUGGGCUAUUACGUCAAAAGCCCACCAUUGUUGAUAUACCCAAUGCCAAGCCUUUGGUUUUUGAACAGGGUUGUGUUGAGUUUAAACAAGUCGGGUUUUCUUAUGAUGGAAAAAGAAAAAUCCUAGGAGGUGUGAGUUUUCGUGCCCCUUCUGGUCAAACUACUGCAAUCGUUGGAAAAACCGGAGGGGGAAAAUCCACAAUACUAAAGCUACUUUGUCGGCUCUAUGAUCCAACUACAGGCACUAUCCAUAUCGACGGACAAAAUAUCUCCAGGGUUACUACCAGUAGCUUGCGCGAUACCCUAGGUGUUGUUCCACAGGACCCUGUAUUGUUCCGUGAUACAAUCAUGGCAAAUAUUCGCUAUGCAAAGUUGGAUGCUACCGAUGAAGAAAUCAUAAAUGCAUGUAAGGCAGUUGCCCUUGAUGAUAAAAUCAAGAGCUUCCCUGACGGCUAUGAUACUUUGGUUGGAGAGCGAGGUGUGAAACUUUCUGGCGGCGAAUUGCAACGGGUUGCUAUUGCCAGGGCCAUGAUCAAGAAUCCGAAGAUUGUUCUUCUAGACGAGGCAACCAGCAGUGUGGAUAGUGAGACAGAAAUUCAUGUUCAAAGAAGUUUGAAAUUGCUAUGUGCUGGGAGAACAACAAUAGUGAUUGCGCAUCGCCUUUCCACAAUUAUGAAUGCUGAUCAAAUAUUGGUUGUAAAUGAUGGUGCAAUAGUUGAAAGUGGGACCCAUUCCGCCCUUCUUAAGCGCAAAGGCUACUACCAUCGUUUGUGUAGCUGGCAAGGCUUUAUUGUCGACGCAACCAUGCCGACUCUUCUUAAUGAUGUUACUCCUCCUCAAAUGUUAGCAGAUACCGCUCUGGGAAUGGAUCCUCGAGAUCUUAUCGAAAUAACUCCCUCGAAUCUGCAAUGUGCUGAAUCACUGCCUGAUGGACACCGUACUUCGAAACCAAGUAAGAUAUCCCCGCAGAUGUCAGUUAACCAGCCCGAAGUGUGCGAGCAUUGCGGUUGUGAAUUCGGCGAAACCGUAUCGGUGAUUGACGAUUCCAGGAGUGUAAAUCGCCCCGGCAGAAGUUUAAAACCCGAGGCCCCAGAAUUCAUUCCCCGCGCAUUACAGAACUAUGGCUUGGGUACCUCGCGCCAAUAUUACUUACAGGAAAAUAGGAACCCAAGUGUUGUAAAUCAGCGAUACACAAGCGACCAGCCACCUAGUGGCUAUGCAAGUGAUACCGGAGAGAGCGUGGAGAUUCGCACUGGCCGCGAAAAAAGCACAGAGACAAAAGCCGACUAUCAUGAUAUACAUGGACCUACUUGUGCUUUCCACCCAAAUUCGUUGGUAACAACUGCCAAUGCCAACAAGACAUCUUCCUUCCCACAUUGUCUAGCAAGAAACCAAGAGGGCGUUAGCUUUCAUGAUGAUGACGAUGAUGAUGACGAUGGAGAAACGCCUUUGACUGUGGAAAAUAACUUAAAGAAUCGCCUUAUUCGUCGAACACAGUCGAAAAGUGAGCCACCAGGUCUCAUGAUCAGGAUGAAUGGGGAUACAAAUUCUUUUCAAGGGGAUGGUGAGCCCACCGGAUCAGCGAUAGGUCAAAAUUCGGUUUUUCGAACGGAUGAGAAUUCUUUAACACAACACCGUCGACGACGCCGCCGAACUAAUUGGAAGAGGAGAAGGGAAAUGAGAACGAGUACUUUGAGUUCCCGAUCAACGGCAAAUGGGCUUCGGUAUUCAUGA
Ophidiomyces ophidiicola is the source of this 3255-nucleotide messenger RNA. RefSeq lists its product as uncharacterized. The record is from RefSeq and is a predicted model, not a curated record. Bases 1 to 3255 code for a protein of 1084 amino acids. The transcript is spliced from 6 exons. Gene Ontology annotation, biological process: transmembrane transport. Gene Ontology annotation, cellular component: membrane. Gene Ontology annotation, molecular function: ATP hydrolysis activity; ABC-type transporter activity; ATP binding. Lineage: Eukaryota; Fungi; Ascomycota; Eurotiomycetes; Onygenales; Onygenaceae.